CCUAGCUAUCGUUUCCAAUUAAACGUUUACUCUUCCCUCUUUUUGCUCCCUAGUUCACCUGUUGACUAUCUGCACGGGGUACCGUUCAAUCCGAUCUUGCCGCCAACUUUCAUUGGGUCCCGAUUCCUCUGCCGAUUACCCCCAGGCUUCCCCGCGCGACAGAACCAUCCGUCGCUCGCCACUCUAUAUUAAGGCUGUCUGUCCCCUCCGAGUGGCAUCCGUCGAAUCGCCGUUAAUCUGAUCAAGUCUCGAGACGCCAACGGAUCACGCGAUUCUCUGUUGUUUUGUCAUCUCCCUCCCGGCUGGUAAAUCUUCUUCACCAACCUGGCUGAAGUUCGACUGGUGCUAGAACCCGCUUCUGCUCGCGGUCAACUUACCUCUCCCCACUGAUAUACAGUAUACAGUCCAGCUUAUAUCGGUGACCACCAUCCGAUUUUCAGGGCCAUUCUCAUUCUUUUCGAUUGCACAAUGACCUCCACAUCUCUAAAAGAGACGGCUUCCGCAGCUGCCUCCGAGGCCCCAAGAGACGCAAAAGCGGCCGUUGAGAGCUCCCCCGGAAGCGCUUCAUCCGUAUUUCAGUCCCCAUUCGUACGUGCGGCCUUGCCUUUCGUCAAUGGCGGUCUCGCAGGUAUGACGGCCACCACUUGCAUCCAGCCUAUCGACAUGGUCAAAGUUCGACUGCAACUCGCAGGUGAGGGUGCCAGAACCGGUCCUCGACCUUCAGCGCUGGGUAUCACAAGAGACAUCAUUGCUUCUGGCAGAGUGCUUGACUUGUACACUGGACUAUCAGCUGGCCUCUUACGACAGGCAGUUUACACUACCGCGCGCCUCGGGUUCUUUGACACCUUCAUGGCUAUGCUGAACAGCCGUGCUGCAGCUUCUGGAACUAAAGUGACUUUUGGCGAGCGUGCUGCAGCCGGGUUGACAGCGGGUGGAAUCGCUGCGAUGGUUGGAAACCCUGCCGAUCUCGCGCUCAUCCGCAUGCAGUCCGACGGAUUGAAGCCCAAAGAGGCCAGAGCCAACUACCGCUCCGUCAUAGAUGCCCUGGCCCGCAUUUCCAAAUCCGAAGGAAUCACCGCCCUCUGGGCUGGAGCUUUCCCGACGGUAGUCCGGGCAAUGGCGCUGAACUUCGGUCAAUUGACUUUCUUCUCCGAGAGCAAAUCCCAGCUUCAAGCCCACACAAACCUUUCUCCGCAGAACAGAACUUUUGCUGCAUCGGCAAUCGCCGGAUUUUUUGCUAGUUUCCUAUCGCUGCCAUUUGACUUUAUCAAAACUCGCCUCCAAAAGCAACAGAAAGACCCCAAGACCGGGCAACUGCCGUACAAGGGUGUCUUCGACUGCGCCAGGAAGGUUGUGCGCGAUGAAGGCUGGUUAAGAUUUUAUCGUGGCUUUGGAACUUACUACGUUCGGAUUGCGCCCCAUGCCAUGGUGACCCUGAUUGUCGUCGACUAUCUCAACCUGUUGACAUCAUAA
Messenger RNA from Coccidioides posadasii C735 delta SOWgp, 1473 nucleotides. Lineage: Eukaryota; Fungi; Ascomycota; Eurotiomycetes; Onygenales; Onygenaceae. The record is from RefSeq and is a predicted model, not a curated record.